Messenger RNA from Acaulospora morrowiae, 1062 nucleotides. Lineage: Eukaryota; Fungi; Glomeromycota; Glomeromycetes; Diversisporales; Acaulosporaceae. The record is from the annotation of a GenBank genome assembly.
AUGGUCCUACCUAAUAUUGGUUAUUCGAAAGUUUCUACUUGUUCACAUAUUUCCUUGGACUAUUACUACAAUAUCGAGGAAUUAAGAAAAAAUUUUCCAACUGUAAAUUUCAUAUUCCAGUACGAAUUUGAACAGUGGAGCAAAAAAAGAUUCAGAAAGCCCAUUGCUCAACAUCUCCACAUCGCUGAUGGAACGAAUACGCAAUCUUCGAUCUUCAAAAUCCAUCCUCCGCAGAAUCUUUCUCACCUCUACGGUGCAAACUGUUUCGAUCGAUUUGCUAUGCGAUUAAGCAGAAAGAGUACUUAUCAUCGUCUGCUAGUUAAUCAAGACGCGUUACUUGAUUUAGAAAAGCGCAAACACGUAACAAAACUCGUGACAGAUUCCUUUUUCCACUCUGGUGACGAAGUCUUGCUCAUAAAAAGCGACAUAAGUCACGACAUGAGCUUACAGAAAUACCCUACAAUACCAUACUCGACUCUUAUUGCCCAGGAGGCACAGAAAAUAAAGAUGACGCUGAAGUCAUAUGUGGCAAUACAUUGGAAAAUGGAAGGAAUGCAGGCCGAGACUUUAUAUGCUUGCGCAGAACGAUUGAGGAGUAUGUUGGUGGAUAUAAGGAACAAGUAUGGAAUACAAAACAUCUAUUUGUCAACCGAUUACCCCAUAUCGCCCGAGUUUUCACAUCCCAAUUCGCAUAAAAGGUUUAAAAAACAUCAUCAUCGAGCUAUGUUGAUGUUAAAUUCCACGUUUAACAUAAGCACAUGGAUUAGUUUAGAUGCAUUUAGUAAGAUGCGUCAAGAAUUGAUGGACAUUAAUAGUAAUGAUCGCAGUAAGCGUAAUGAGAAUAGAAAUGACGGAGGUGGCGGUGGUCUUGAUGAAUUCGGAAAGGGAAGAAUACGGACGUUACUAGAUCAGAUAGUCUGUGCGAACGCUGAUUAUUUUUUGAGUGGACCGGCGGAGUGUCAUAGUCAAUGGAAUGUAUUCACACGAAUGGUGGGAGACUCUCGACGAGAGAUUUUAGAGUCAGAAAAUGGGAAAUUAUUGAAUAUAAUGACCACUUGGUAA